AUGCGUGGGGAUAUUCCCGAGCCGGUGCCAACAGCGCUGGCUCAGGUGGAUCGCGAGAAGAUCUACCAGUGGAUUAAUGAGCUGUCCAGCCCCGAGACCCGCGAGAACGCCCUACUGGAGCUGAGCAAGAAGCGGGAGUCAGUGCCUGACCUGGCCCCAAUGCUAUGGCACUCAUUCGGCACGAUUGCAGCCCUCCUCCAGGAAAUUGUAAAUAUUUACCCGUCCAUAAACCCGCCAACCCUGACGGCUCAUCAGUCCAACCGAGUCUGCAAUGCCCUGGCGCUGCUGCAGUGCGUCGCCUCGCACCCGGAGACCAGGUCGGCCUUCCUGGCGGCCCACAUCCCCCUCUUCCUCUACCCCUUCCUGCACACCGUCAGCAAGACCCGGCCCUUCGAGUACCUGAGGCUCACCAGCCUCGGCGUCAUCGGAGCCCUGGUGAAGACAGACGAGCAGGAAGUCAUCAACUUCCUCCUGACGACAGAGAUUAUCCCGCUGUGCCUGCGCAUCAUGGAGUCUGGUAGCGAGCUCUCCAAAACGGUUGCCACCUUUAUUCUUCAGAAGAUCCUCUUGGACGACACCGGCCUGGCUUACAUCUGCCAGACCUAUGAGCGGUUUUCUCACGUCGCCAUGAUAUUGGGCAAGAUGGUGCUGCAGCUCUCCAAGGAGCCCUCGGCGCGGCUGCUGAAGCAUGUGGUGCGCUGCUACCUGCGUCUCUCCGACAACCCCAGGGCACGUGAAGCCCUCAGGCAGUGCCUUCCCGACCAGCUGAAGGACACCACCUUCGCCCAGGUCCUCAAGGACGACACCACCACCAAGCGCUGGCUGGCUCAGCUGGUCAAGAACCUGCAGGAGGGGCAGGUCACCGACCCGCGGGGCAUCCCCCUGCCUCCGCAGUGACCGCCGGGCGCCCGCGAGGAAACAGCUCAGGGUUCCACACCUCC
Alligator sinensis (Chinese alligator) is the source of this 941-nucleotide messenger RNA. RefSeq names its product CCR4-NOT transcription complex subunit 9 (gene CNOT9). The record is from RefSeq and is a predicted model, not a curated record. Gene Ontology annotation, cellular component: CCR4-NOT complex; P-body; CCR4-NOT core complex. The coding region runs from base 1 to 897 and encodes 298 amino acids. The transcript has 8 exons. Gene Ontology annotation, biological process: negative regulation of translation; mRNA catabolic process. Lineage: Eukaryota; Metazoa; Chordata; Crocodylia; Alligatoridae.